UAGCUCUGCGGGCCCCGGCGGCGGUUCAGACUUGGUCCUGCAAGGCGGCGCCCGCCGGGCAUCUGCGGCGCCCCUCCGGCGCCCCUGGAGGCAGCCGCCGCCUUCCUCCGGCCGGCGGGAUGGCGAGCAUCGCGGCCCUGCCCGAGGACGUCCUCAUCGCGGUGCUGGUGCUGGUGCCGGCGCGGGACCUGGUGCGCCGCUGCCGGCUGGUGUGUUCCCUGUGGCGCGGGCUGGUGGACCUGCCCUCGCUCUGGCGGCGCAAGAGCCAGCGGGAGGGCUACUGGCCGGAGCCGCCGGGCCGCCCCGUCCCGGACUGGAGAGUCUUCUACUUCCUCUGCAGCCUGAAGAGGAACCUGAUCCGGAGCCCCUGCGCCGAAGAAGGCUUUGAUCCCUGGCUGAAAGAAUCCGACGGAGGCGACCAGUGGAAAAUCGAGCAGCUUCCCGGGGAUCACGGAAGGAACUUUCCACACCCACCCAUUCAGAAAUACUUCGUGACUUCUUUUCAACUUUGCCUCAAAAGCCAGCUCAUCACCUUGAGGGAUCACGGCUACUGGGAUGAGCUGAUGGACAAAGCCAGGCCUGACAUUGUGGUGAAGGACUGGUACGCUGCGCGUUUUGACUGCGGCUGUCGGUACCAAGUCUGUGUGAGGCUCCUGUCCAAAAAUUACAUCGUUCUCCAGGAGUUUAUGCCCGAGGACGUCGUGAUCCAGCAGUGGAGUGAUGCAGAAUGGUGCGAGGUUUCGUACACUUUUCACAACUACCCUUCGGGAGUCCGUCACAUCUUGUUUAAGCAUGGGGGCCAAGAUACCCAAUUCUGGGCUGGCUGGUACGGUGUCAGAGUGACCAACAGCAGCAUCACCCUGGGCCCCCAAGUGGCAGAUUAACGAAGAGUCGAGGCUUUGGUUUGUGUGGAAAAGGAGAGACGCAAAGCCCUUUUCUUCAGCCCUCCCUCAUGAGGCUUCCUGCCAGCUUCUCAUGGGGUGGAAGAGAUUACUUGGCAUCAUAAAGUUCAAGGAGAGAACCUGUUUUUCUAGCUGGCAACCAUAACAUGGAUUCUUACGAUGCCAACUGGUUGGACCAAUUUCCUGCCCAGGCACACUGAUUGUUUGAGCCUGGAUAUCAGUUAUGAAAUCUUUUCUGGUUAUUUUUUUAGGAUGUGGCCUUGCAAGGAGUGGGGGCAGGGGGCACCCUCAGGCUGUUUGUGUAAACCGUCCCUUUGGGCUGUGGCCUUUGCAUACCUGCUAUAGGAAUCAAUCCAAGCUGAGUGGCCAGCUGUUAAAUCAGUGGUCAGCCCCAGGUGGCUGUCCUGGGAACUUUGAGUCCACUCCAGCUGGGCUCUUCUGCCAUCUCGUGUGAUGACUACAAUUCCCAUCAUGCCCAGUAAAUGGCUCUGGGGAAGGCUAGUCCAACACGCUUGGAAGCUGCCGGAUUGAGGCGAGUGAGCCUGCCUUUUGGCCUGGGGGGGAGGACAUGUAGAGACCCCCCCGGCCUGAAUUCUGGUCACCUCCAGGUGCCCCUGCAGGUCCACCAGGAUGUUUUUCUGCAGCUCAGAAAAGUAAAUGCGUAGGAGAGACGCCGUUGACUGUGAGUAAUGGUUAUUUUUCCUUGCCUUUUUGGCAAUGUCCGGAAAGUUGUAUAACUUUGGCACCUAAU
This is a messenger RNA of Candoia aspera, 1653 nucleotides long. Its product is annotated as F-box only protein 6-like. Gene Ontology annotation, molecular function: protein binding; ubiquitin protein ligase activity. NCBI's taxonomy places the organism in Eukaryota, Metazoa, Chordata, Lepidosauria, Squamata, Candoiidae. The transcript is spliced from 6 exons. The coding region runs from base 120 to 884 and encodes 254 amino acids. Gene Ontology annotation, cellular component: cytoplasm; SCF ubiquitin ligase complex. Gene Ontology annotation, biological process: SCF-dependent proteasomal ubiquitin-dependent protein catabolic process; glycoprotein catabolic process. The record is from RefSeq and is a predicted model, not a curated record.